GCCUGACCUCUUAGCACUGCGCGAUUGGUCAUCACGUUGUUCGUGACGUCAUGUCCGCCUGCGGCCAUCUUGGGAGUGGGUAGAAACUGUGGCUGUGAAGCCAUUGUGCACGGAGAGAGGAUGGGGAUUUAGCAGGAUUUGGGGACAGAGCGCUGUGAGUGUGUGAUGAGGGGCGGUAUAUCAGUGUGUGUAGGCAGGCAGUGAUUCCACCUGCAUGCUGUUAUCAGCUGCGGUUGUAGUGGCUGGUGAUGGCUGCCUGUCAUUGGCAGCCAUAGCUGCUGGAUGUGAGUGAUGAUGGUAGCUGGAUUAUUUUUGGCCAAGAGAGAUGACAGACAUGAAUGGCACUCGAGUAGCUGGGGACUACAACUCCUAUCACGUCCAGCCGUGGACUCCACCUGCCAGUGACCGCUGUCUACAUCUCUCAUCACAGGCAGUCCCGGUCACAUGUAACCACUGUCCGAGGAAUGCAACUCUCACUACGCUCAGCCAGAUGUGCCUUACUCCCAUAAUGUACAGUCAGAUAUAGUGACCCUAAAAUAUAGUGACGCCUGCCCCUGCUAACCCCAUCUCAUGUUGUGCAAAAGAUACUGCACCUUCCUUUUCUUACACUGCUUGGUGUGAACUACUACUCUCAUUAAUGACAGAUUUUACCUAUCCCCUCUUCCGAAGUCAUUUUAUGUUUUAGCAGAUUUCUUGCUGAAAUAAGAGUUUGGAUAUUAUAAAGAAUAGCCACAUGAUAAUAUAACUCACCAUGUGACUGAUGCUCCCAUACAUAAAGUGAUAAUUUAUUUUAGUUCCCCCCCCCCCAAGUCAUUAAAACUCUAUUUUUGUGAAUAUAAUUUUCCUAAUUAAAACCAAAAACUGUAAAUCUCAAGUCACUAGACCGCUCUGGGUUUAAUUCUGCUAGAAGUUUCAACUGGACUAUCUUAGUCUGUGUUGCAAUUUGUCUUCCUAUUCAUUACAUUUUUGAGUGUUUAGUAAAGUUAACUCCUUUAUAGAAUUGUAAUUUGAAUACUGUAUGCCAUAUAUAUAUUGCUGCAUGGAACAUAUAUUUUAUGUUUUAAAUGGUGUUUUAUAACAUUUAUCUCCUGAUGACCUAUUUAAUAAACAUUUAUCUUAUCUUAUGCCAUCACUGUCGAUUGCAGGGUAAUUUUGCAGAACCUAUAUGUACACUUCAUGCCACAGUGAAUGUAGAGAGAUGAUGGCAUGCUUAAAUUUACUUAUUUUUAAAGUAUGUAACAAGGAGCAGUCUUGAGGUGACUCUGACCUGACAGGUACAUUUAUUAACUAAAAUAUUUUUUUUCCAGACUUCUUCUGACAAACACUGCAGUGAAGGUAUCCAAUGCAUUACAGGUAAUUUGACUGCAUAACAUGUCAAACUAACAUAAGACUUGCUAAACACUGGCUCCUAAAAUGUAAAAACAUGACGCUUACAUUUAAUAAUUAUUUUAGUAUUAUGCAUGAUAUUGUGCGUUUACUAAAUGCUGUGUUGCUUUGUUUUAUUACCACAUGUGUGGAUUUAAAGGGACACUCUUAAGCACCAAAACAACUCUAACUUAAUGAAGUGAUUGUGAUGUAUAGACCAUGCUCCUGCAGUCUCAUUGCUCGAUUGUCAUUUAGGGGUUAAAUUACUUUGUUUAUGCAGCCCUAGCCACACCUCCCCUGCUUGCAACAUUCACAACCUCCAUGGAAAAUGUGGCUUCAUUUUUAAUCAGAUCAUACAGCAAUGCUUAAUGCUUUUGGAAGUUCUUAUCUUCUGCACUGUUAAUUGAACUUUAAUUACACACACAAAGCUCCCAUGGGCCUUAGCAAGCUAUUAGCACACUGUGCAGUAAUGGGAGCUAAAUAAAUAAGAUCUCUUUCAGAAAGUGUGUUAGGAGGCUUUUUGUGUCACUAACAGGUGAGUUGUGGAUGGGGCUGCAUAAACAAAGUAAUUUAACUCCAAAAUGUCAAGUAAUUGAACAGUGAGACUGUAGGUCAAUACACCAAAACCAUUUUAUUAAGUGCAAGUAGUUUUGGGGCUCAGAUUGUUCCUUUGACUUCUCUGCACUAGUAUAUAUUAUUUUUUCUGUAAGUAAAGAUAUAAUAGGCACCUCACCUUUUGUUUGUAUUUCUCUUUAAGAAUGAAUGAGCUGAACCUCAGCGCUGUGGGAAUGGACCAGCUUAGUGCUUCCUCGGUUGCCAAUGCAAUGCCUGCUUCUGGGAGUCAUCUUGGACUAGCUGGCUCUCCUCCCCACAACACAAUAUCAGCUACAGGUUAGUGGCUCAUGAAUCUAAAAACAAGUGUGAUUUCCCCUUUACAAAAUGGAGAAAAUGAAAUAGUUGUAUUGAGUGUAUUCUGUAUUCAGUUGUUGUUGUGUAGUAUCCAUAAUGCUCUAGUAGAAUUAGUGUGUUAUAGGAACAAGAGUACAACACAAUCUGAGAGACUGAGUGCUGACACCUCUAUAAUAUGUUAUUCCUUUAACUUGCAGAAGCAGGAUCUGUUUUCUUGUUGGAUAUAUCUGUAGUAAAUUAUGAUGUCUGGGGCAAUUUAAAGGAUAGUAUUUCAAACAGUCAAUACUAUUUUGUGAUGUUGCUUUUCUUGGAAUUUUUACCACUGCUUUUUUUCAAGCAAACCAUUACAUAAUGAUAUUCUUGUUCUAUUCAUUCAAUGCUAUUAACUGCUUUUUUUUUUUUUUUUUUCUCUUCAGGUUUACCUGUGGCUAUUCCCAAUCUGGGCCCUUCGUUGAGUUCACUCCCUUCUGCCCUUUCAGUCAUGCUUCCAAUGGGCUUAGGAGACCGGGGUGUAAUGUGUGGAAUACCAGAGAGGAACUACUCUCUCCCACCUCCACCUUACCCUCACCUUGAGAGCAGCUACUUCAGACACAUAUUGCCUGGUAUUGUGCCUUUGCAAAAUAAUUGUAGGAUCUGUAUUCGCUAAUUUUGUACCUUGGGGUACUGUUUGUUGUAUUGCAAUCACUUGUGUUUCAAAAGUUCAUUUUAAAAGGCUUAUUGUAUAUACUCUCAUCUCAGUAGACUUUGGGCACAGUCCUUCUUUGUCUCCCCUGGACAGAAGCCCACCUUCUCUGCUGCAGUGUGAUAAUGGGGAUGUUUAAAUUCCUAAUUAACCAGUCAAAAUCUUUAUAUGCGUUGGUUAGUAGAAAUUUCUGCUCCAUUUCAACAGAGCUGAUUUGACACGUGGCAUAGGAAGCCUGGGUCACUAAAAUAUCGCUCAUAGGAUUAACAGAGAUUCAGCUUGACUGAAUCCUGCUUACCCAUACAAAUAAUUUUAGCUGGAAAGUUAUCACUUUUAGGGCAAAGCAAUGGGCUUUAGGUGUUGGACAGGCCUUCAGUUUUAGUCAAACCAUUUGAAAACAGUUUGACAAAAUAUACAGGGACGGCACCUAUAACCUUUUUGCUCUACAACCUUUACAAUAAAUUUUGUAGUUGGGGUGUCCACAACAAGAGACAUAUUCUUAAAUCAGAGGAGCAAAGGUUUAAAAAUAUUAGGAGAGGGUAGUGGAUGCAUGGAAUAGCCUUCCAGCUGAAGUGGUAGAGGUUAACACAGUAAAGGAGUUUAAGCAUGUGUGGGAUAGGCAUAAGGCUGUCCUAACUAUAAGAUAAAGCCAGGGACUAAUGAAAGUAUUUAGAAUAGAUUGGCCAAAUGGUUCUAAUCUGCCAUCACAUUCUAUGUUUUUAUGUCCAUUUAAACUUGUGAAGUGGAUUUAUUAUGUUGUGUGCUAUGUUAGAAAACAUAAAUUUUAUGGAAUGUCUACAAAUACUUAAAAAUUGCAGCAGACCAAGACACAAAUAUACACAUUGGUUGAGGACCACAACCACGAAAUUGUUACAAUAGUAGAGGAUUCACAGGUUAAAAAGGGUAGAUGCAUAAAUGUAUAUUUAUUGGAGACAGGAACACAAAAUAUAAAUGUUUUGGCCUGUUUUCAUUAAAUCUGCAUUUAUGCACAUCAUUGAACCUGUGGAUUCUCUACUAUUCCAAGUACCGUAAAUAUAUAUGUCAAUCAAACUUUCACCAACAAGGAAGAUAAACCCUCUGGCAAACCAUGUACAGCUUUAGAAAGUGAAAAAUGUGUCUAUUUCGUUUAAACACAUGACAACAGCUACAAAAUACAGCAGAAAACUGGAAAAAGAAAGUCGUUUUUGUUUAGUUUUUUGGACAAUUGUGCUAGGUUUUUUUUUGGUUUUUUUAAUGAGAGAGAUUUUUUUGGAUUGCUUAGCCGGGGUUUCUCUUCCUUUUCGGGUGGAGGUCCAAUAGACAUUUUAGUUUACUAGCUUUAUAGGGCAGUUCAACCAUGCCAACUUGACAAGUUCUCUUUUAGCACAGAAUCGACAAAGCUAGCAUACAUCAAAUGAGUCUGCUGAAAUUUACUGCAACUUUCACAUUAAAGGACCACUAUAGGCACCCAGACCACUUCAGCUUAAUGAAGUGGUCUGGGUGCCAGGUCCAGCUAGGUUUAACCCUUUUUGCAGUAAACAUAGCAGUUUCAGAGAAACUGCUAUGUUUACUUUAGGGUUAAUCCAGCCUCUAGUGGCUGUCUCAUUGACAGCCCCUAGAGGCGCUUCCGCACUUCUCACUGUGAUUUUCACAGUGAGAAGACGCCAGCGUCCAUAGGAAAGCAUUGAUAAUGCUUUCCUAUGAGACUGGCUGAAUAAGCACACGGCUCUUGCCGCGCACGCGCAUUCAGCCAAGGAUGGAAGAAGAGGGAGGAGAGUCCCGGCGCUGGAAAAAAGGUAUGGGAUUAACCCCUUCCUCCCCCCUCAGCACCACAGGAGUGGGACCCUGAGGGUAGGGGCACCCUCAGGGCACUAUAGUGCCUGGAAAGAGUAUGUUUUCCUGGCACUAUAGUGGCUUGUUAAGGUGAUAGAUAUUGAAAGGAUUGUAUGAGAGGAAUUGUCACUCCCAGGAUUUUUUAAAUAUAAUUUUUACCUAUCCCUAUAUUUCGCCAAUUUUUAUUUGUGAGAUGUGAACAAAUUAAAUGUAGAAUUCCACACAGUUUUACCCUGCUACUGGGUGUCUCUGUUUUAUCUCUGAUUGCUGAAAAUUCUGUUCUUUGCACCUGGCAGUCAACAUAGAGAAAUCAAACAGAAAAGAGGAGAAUUUAAACAAUGUUUAUAUUUCCCCGUCUUAUCUGCAAGUGUGUCUGCUUUACCAUGUCAUUUGCUAAUUCUUUAAUAUUAAAUAGAGCAUCUCAUGGAAAAAAAAGGUUAACACAAGUUUUUAUUCUACACUGACUCCCAGAGAACUGAUAGCUCCUUUUUAAAGUCAUAUUGGAUAAUACAAUGUUUUCUUGAUACGGUACCUUAAAGUGUCCUGACUGAUCUAGGUUUUGUAAUUUUUUAAUCAUCUGGAUUGACGCAUUUUAUACAGGUAAGUGUUUCUUCCCUCAAUACUGUUAAAAUAUCAUAUUUCACUUUCAUUUAUUUCCAUUUCCCCUGUCUCUGACUGAGAACAUCAGUCAUAUUUUUGGUGGAUGUUGUAAGACUCAACUCUCCUGCAUACCCCUGUUUGGGAAGCCUUGCUUCCCAUAACAGGCUAAAAAGUCCCAAACACUUUUUAUAUUGGCUUUAUGGCAUGUAAAUACAACUUCUUUUCUCUCUCUCCAUUCUCAGACUGCCUGUCCAAAUCUUCUGCAAUAAAUCAUUUUGGCUCUUCAUGUUGCUACUGCUCCCACUCAGAGCCUGCCCCUCCAUCCCCUUGUAGAUAUAGCUUUCCCUUGGACUGAAGGAAAGAGGGAGAGAUGCCUAGAGGAUAAUUGCCCUGAUAAGACAUGCAGAGCACAUCUUCUAUAUUGCCAUUCUGGGGUCAAGAAGGAAUUUUUUUCCUAGCUUGUUGCAAAAUUGUGCUUCAAACUGGGUUUUUUUGCCUUCUUUUGGAUCAACAGCAAAUAACAAAUGUGAGGUAGGCUGAACUUGAUGGACGCAAGUCUCUUUUCAGCUAUGUAACUAUGUAACUAUAUCUACGUGCUGAUUAGCACAGACUGAAUUGACUGACAGGAGGGGUAAAGACGUUUUCUUUUCAUUUCUAAUUUUAGAGAAACCUAGACAUUUGCUAGUAAAUCUGCUAGCAGAAUGUAUAGAUGAAAUUGGAUUCUCUAUUAUUUAGAUUACGUUGCAUUUGUCAUCGCAGGUAACCUUUAAGAUCUUAGCCACUGCUACAAUAAUAAAGAAGCUGACAUCUUGCAAAUGUGGCCAUGGGGAUGCCUUUUUACAGCAGUACACUUUUACACUCAAAUGCCUUUGUAAAACUGUUUUGUAUUUGUUUUGUUUACAAAUAUUUCUUAGUGCAUAAUAAUGUUUUAUGCUUACCUUGCAGGAAUCCUCUCUUAUUUAGCUGACCGGCCACCUCCUCAGUACAUUCACCCAAGUUCACUAAAUGUUGAUGGUAACAAUGGCCUAUCUGUGUCAAACAGCAACCCUUCACUUGACCCCUACCAGCCUGGUGGUUCUGUUGGCCUUGAGAAUGGUAUUGUUUCACUGGAUUCUCGAUCAGUCGUUGGUCAUGCUGGUCAGAGUUUACAUCCCAGUGAUGGCCACGAGGUGCAACUGGAUACUGGUAUCAGCAUUGACAAUGUGUCAAGAGUAAACAGCCCUAUCACAACUGAUCACAUUACUGAAGAACUCACCAUAGAAGGUGUGACUGGAGAUCAUGCACAGAUAUCAAAUGUUCAACGCUCCCAUGAGAUAAUGACAGUAGAUGGUAACCUACCUCCUGAUGCAGUUGGCCAUUCUGGUGUUUUGCCAUUACACAGUGGAUCAUUGGAGCUUCCAGUAGUAAUGGAUACUGAGCAUCAUAUGGCAGCUCGGUCCAGCAUGUCAGAAAGCAGUCUCAGUGAUGCCAUUCACACAGUUGCCCUGAGCAACAACCCAGUGAGUGUUGCACUGUCUACCUCUCACCCACUUUCAUCCUUAACCUCAGUGUCCCUGCAAGGUGGCACCAUAAGCCUUGAGCCAGUGACUGUGUCUUCCAUAACCCAGGAUGUCUCCAUGGGAGUUUCACAUGUUGAUGCAGGAAACCUGACUUUUGUCCCAACCUCACUGCAGAUUGACUCAAAUGCCAACAAAGAUAACAUGGCAACCCUGUUUACAAUCUGUGAGUAGGAGGAUUUAAUAUUAUUUAAUUGAUUUUAAGUCAGUGGUUCCCAAACUUUUUACGUUCAAGGCGCCCUUAAUAUUUACAGCACCGGGAAACAUUACUGCUUAACAGGGGCCGGUCGAGUGCCUCGGUCUUAAAGUACUGAGGCACUCGACCGGCACCUGUUAAGCAGUAAUGUUUCCCGGGGCUAUAAUCAUAGCACCAGGGAAACAUUCCGUGACACACAGUGUCUGGGACGCCACGGCACACAGUUUGGGAAUCGCUGUUUUUAAGUUUUGUUUUAGUCUGUAUGGAAAAGCAGCCAUGCCAUGACAAAUAAUAAUUAUAAAUCUUCCAGAUAGUGACUUGGCUUCAUGGUUGUUAAGAAACUGUUGGAAAAAUCUGUAGACUUUCCAGCUGUGCCUGCUUUGGUUAUUAAUUUCAUGACGUAUUGUACAGUGCACAGACUUUUGAGGCAUGGUUGCUGUUUGUGCAGAUCUGCACCCCUUUCUUCUGUUGAAUUCAGUAUUUACCUGUUGUCUGUAUGGGGUACAGAGUUGUCAGAUACUUUGCAAUGUGCUCCAUACCACAUACAGAUUUGUUUUUAGUGCCCCUUAUGUCACAGCAAUAUUAUUUCCAUAUGUCUCACCAGUAUUAAGGUCCCACAAUGCAGACAAUUGCAGGGACUGCUAACUGCCAUGCCUAUCAAGCUCAGCCCUGGAACCUCCAUUAUAAGUUGUACAUGCUGCAAUCUCUGUUAAUGGAGCAUGUACAUGCUGUUACUGGGCAGUCUCUCUCCCGAGACUGUCACAACCGCAUGACGGCUGUGACUGUGGCAGGAGUCCUAUGGCAUGAUUGAUAGCUGAUUCCCGGCUGCCGCGAUGCAUGCUAGGAUCAGCUGGCUGCUGCCGGCCUACCCCACAAUAAGGCAGCACAGCAAUAGUCUCUGGCCCUAAGUCUGACUGAUCACCCUGGGAGCCUCUUACAGGAAUUACUUGCUUUAACUGUUUUUAUUAUGAUUGGCUCCCAGGGGAUUUAUCUUUCAGCCCUCGCUGUGCUGGUCUCCAUGAUGCUGCUCCAUGUUGAUUAUAUCAGCCAAUGCAAUGUUUUCCCAUAGGGAAACUUUAGGAGACUAGUACGCAUGUGCAACACUCAGUUGGUCUCUAUGAAUAGCCGAGUUUAAUUUCAAGCUAUUGAGGUGGAGUUGUGUAAUAGGACUUUCAGGAAGACUGCCACGGAAGCAUGUUAAUCCUGCAAUGUAAAUACUGUUGUAUCUAGUAAAUGUCAAUGUUUUCAGUUCCAGGGUUUAAAAUAUAGAAACAUGGCACCCAGUCCACUUUAUUGAGAUGAAUUGGUCUGGAUGCCCAUAGAGUUCCUUUAAAUCCACCUCUAGUUGCUGUCAUACUGAUAGCCAUUAGAGGUAAUUGUGUGGUACUGACCAAGUAAAACCUUAGUUCACUGCUUUCCUAUGGGGAAUCUUUAAUGCUCAGGCAGCACUCUCUGCGCAUGCACAUCAUGGACCAACGUUGGACAAAGCAGCAACUCCUACUUGACUUUGCAAGAGAAACAGAGGUGAAGAACACAGAGAUUCUGGGUUUGGAAAAAGGUAAGUAGAACGCUUUAUUUUAUUAUUUUUAUCGCACACACAGGCUUUGGGGGGGUGGACAUCUGUUUUACUUUGGACACGGUCCCUAAAGUGUUGGAAAUAAAGGUGUUUGUUUAAACCACGUUUUAUAUCCUUUAUUUUUGGGUGCAUAGUAAGGCAUACUAACAGGAAUAUACACGGUAAUAAACACCUGGGAUGCAGGGUAGCAUGUCAUAUGAUAACAAUGCACUUUUUAUAAUAGAAAAAUAACAAACUGAAGGUAUACUUAAGUGGCAGUAAACCUAGAUUAUUGUCUAGACAUAAAGGUUAAAACAGGGCUUGACAAAUUUGUUUGGAAUCUAGGAGCCAGUCAUUUUCAACAAGAAAAUGCAAUUCUUAAAGGGACACUAUCGUAACCAGAACCACUACAGCUUUAUGUAGUUGUUCUGGUGUCUAUAGCCUGUCCCUGCAAGCAUUUUAGUGUAAACACUGCCUUUUCUGUGGAAAGGCAGAAUUUACAUUGCUGCUUAGCAACACCUCUAGUGACAGUCACUCAGACGGUCACUAGAGAGUCCUGGGUCACUGCUGCACAACAUGCAGCACCCAGGUUCAGUAUCGCCAAGCUCUACAUGGAGGUGCCUAAUGUUCCUCAUAGAGAUUCAUUAAUUUAAUGCAUCUCUAUGAGGAGAUGCGGAUUGGUAAAUUUGCUGCGCAUGCACAAAAUCCUCCCAAUGCUUUCCUAAGGGAAAGCAUUGGCUUAGCUGAGAUCAGAAAGAUCAUGGGGAAACUGGUACGGCGUGAGAAAAUGGGGGGAAAAAAGGUGAGUAAAAGCUAUCGGAGGGGGCAGGUACCUAAACGCGCACACACGCUGACAGGCUCACAUACACACGCUGACAACAGGCUUGCACGCACAAACUCUUGAUAGGCUCACACACACUCUUAUGCUGACAACAGGCUUGCACGCACGCACUCUAACAGACUUACACACACAUUCUGAGAGGCUUGCACACACAUACAUACAGGCACUGACAGGCAUACACACUGACCGGCUCGCGCGCGCACACACACACACUCUUUGACAGGCUCGCGCACACACACACACACACACACUCUUUGACAGGCUCGCGCACACACACACUCUUUGACAGGCUCGCGCACACACACACUCUUUGACAGGCUCGCGCACACACACACUCUUUGACAGGCUCGCACACACACACACUUUGACAGGCGCUCACACACACGCACUUUGACAGGCUCGCUCACACACACUUUGACAGGCUCACACACACACACUUUGACAGGCUCACGCACACACACACACUUUGACAGGCUCACGCACACACACGCACUUUGACAGGCUCACGCACACACACGCACUUUGACAGGCUCACGCACACACACGCACUUUGACAGGCUCACGCACUUUGACAGGCUCACGCACGCACACGCACUUUGACAGGCUCACGCACGCACACGCACUUUGACAGGCUCACGCACGCACACGCACUUUGACAGGCUCACGCACGCACACGCACUUUGACAGGCUCACGCACUUUGACAGGCUCACGCACACACACGCACUUUGACAGGCUCACGCACACACACGCACACACACACUUUGACAGGCUCACACACACACACGCACACACUUUGAUAGGCUCACACACACACACACUUUGACAGGCUCACAUACACACACACACACACACACACUCUGACAGGCUCACACACAGGAGAAUUAAUAAAACAUUUAAAAAAAGGGGUUACUCCUAGAUGGACCUGGCACCCAGACCACUUCAUUAAGCUGAAGUGGUCUGGGUGCCUAUAGUGGUCCAUUAAGUUGUUUUGGAGACUAUAGUAUCCUUUUACCAUGCUCCUUCAAUACUGUGUGCACUAGACAUCAUGAUGAUGUUGGGCUUGGCAAUCUGAGUGUAUGAAUGCACACACAGCCCUCAGAUUAGACCUGUAUCCUUACUAUGGUAGGUUAUCAUUAUUUUAUGUAAGCAUUUUCUGGCCCAUAUAUUGCUUGGAAUAUAACAUAACAAAGCUGACCUUGUGUGUCAUUAAUAAAAUACUACAUUUUCAGAAUCACAUUGUAGUGCUAGAUCAUGAAAAGACUUUCCAGGCAUAAUAUAAAUAAUAACAUAAUAAUAAUUUAAUGAAAGGCCAGCAUUUUUGCUUUAACUGAUUUUUAUUUAUUUGCAACUGAAUCCAUAUUUCCAUUAUUUUAUUUGCUGUGUGGCAAACCCUAAAUUGAACAGCAUUACCAUAGUCCUACAACAUUUAUUAUUUUAGCAGAGGCCAUAUAACACUUUAAUGAUCUAUUUUUAACAAAAAAAGUGUUAGUUUUUUUAUUAAUAAUCUUGGAAUCUUGAGUUAACAUUUCAGUUUGGUUCUGGAUUACAAAUGUUUAGAUUUUGAAUUGUUUAAUGUAAUUUAAACAAUCUUCUCAACAGGGUGCACAUUGUGUGACCGGGCAUAUCCAUCUGACUGUCCUGAGCAUGGACCAGUCACCUUUAUAGCUGACAGCCCCAUUGAAAGCAGGGCACGAUUGUCUCUUCCCAAGCAGCUGUCUCUCAGGGACUCUGUGACAGGAGCCGACAUAGGUAAGAGAAGUGUAUGCAGUCUCAAAUGUCAUCGUUUGUUUGAUCCUGAUUACCAAUUCCAGCUCAUAUGUCUUCUCUGUUUUUACAUGUAUUUGUGUUUGUAAUCUACAUGCAUUUGGAUUGUGAAGGAUUGCAUUUAUGUUUUUUUCUGGAACAUUGUACAGAUUAUACAAAAUUCAUGUGAUAACAAUUGUUGGUUCUAAAAGUUCUCUACGUUUAAAAAAAGAAAAAAAAGAAAAAAGUUAAGUUUCACCAUUCCUGUAGCAUGACUUGGAUAAUAAGUGCACUGAUAACAAUGCAUGUGCUUCACCAUACACAGGGGUUUGGACGCAGGAGACUAUCCUUGUUCGGACGUGCUUUGGCCCAUUGAUAGGGCAGGAGAGCCAGUCCCUAGAAGUUGCUGACUGGAAUGACAAGUCUGCCAGCCACAUCUGGAAGGUCAGAUGUAUGUUUAUUGUUCUGCUUGUCUCAGCUGAUGACAGAAGAGUUUUCAUGAACUGCUAUAAUACUCUGCCAACCAGAGACAUGCGUGUUUUAAUGAGCUGUUUUGUCACUUCCCCUGUUCCUUAGUUAUGCAUUUCAGCAUAUUUCAGUGUAAAGUCCGCCUCAGGUUUUGGGCUUCUUGUAAUGGUCAGUCCAUCUCAAGUGGCCCAAAUUGUAAACUUGGUUGCUUGACCAUUUUUAAUUAACCCAAAUUAACCCAAUUUUCAGCAUUGGUAUUGCAAUACAUGCAGUUUUUUAAAAUUUUUCUUUCACGAAAUUUAACCACAGUGGCCAUCUUUGUGUGAAAUUUUGGUUCAGUGAGGUCCUAGCUUCUUGUACCAAAAUAAACCUAACUUCUAUAGUGCUCAAGAUUGCUGCAACUUUCACUUUAGGGUUCAAUUAUAUAAUCAGAAGGAUUUGAGUCUGUCCUAUAUAUAUAUUUUUUUUUUAAAUUUAGAGGAUAUUUUGGUAAAUAUAGUGUGCAUACAGAACAUUUAAGGUUUUGAAAGACAGGAAAUAAUGAAUGGAUUACAAGGUCCAUCUAACAAAAAAUGUUUCUAAUUAGAACCCAAACAUGUGUAAGGAGGUAUACAACGGGCAUCUGUAGUACUUGAGGUGGAAUCCAAGGAAGGGAGAAACUCUUGGUGAAGUCUGAUAUAAGGCAUGCUCUAAAUCUUUGGAUUACUGGUUAUUUGGCCUAUUUAACACUAGUCGGUGCAUUACUAUUUCCCCCAAUAGGAAAGCAUGCAUAAUACUUUCUUAUGGGUUUUACAUGAUGCUGGAUGUCCAGUGUCAGGCGACCAAAAGUCCUUCUGGUGGCAGCAAGUGUACUUGACGAAAUACCUCUUUCUUUAAGUGCAAUCUGAAGUUGAUUGAUUGGGAUACAUCUCUCAUUUCUAUUUUCUUGUGAAUGCAUUCACAAUAUAAGUUUAUUUUUAUUUACAUUAAUACUGUAUGGGUUAUUUUUGUUGUAUAUUCUUCUUUUCCUGUCGUAAGUGGAAGUACUGCACAAGUAGGAUGUUCCCUCUUAUGUGGACAAGAAGCUCUGAAAGAUAUAAACAUUUUAAUACUCCCGCCUACCUGCUCAUAAAAGGCAGUUACCUCUUUCCAUCCAGAGUUCUUCUUGUCCCGACAACGGGGCGGACAAGAUGCUCCAGGACAGACUGGUGAGGCGCACAGGUUGCAGCCUGGGAGAUGCGGACCCGAAAGCUCCCUGGGAUGUGAGUUGAGAGGUACCCCUUCCACACGAGCGUUACGGAACGCAAGUGGAAGGGGGGUUUUCAUUAUGCCAGGAGGAAGUAGGAGGUCCCGGGUGGCCCUCCAUUCCAGAAGCAGGCCAUGCGCCUGCGCACAGCAGUGGGACGCACGCCCGGGUGGCCUUGCGUUCCACUGAAUUUCUGAUCGCACCAGUGCGCAUGGAAAUUUGCAGUGAAAAUGCCUUUUUAAGCUGUGCUGAACAUACUGAUACCUGGGUGGUUGCCAGUAUCCAGUUUAGUGUCACCAGCCCUCCCACAUGGCAGUGAGGUAUUUUGAGGUGAGAUUAAUUAGUCUCUACUUUCCUCAGAUUUUAUUUCUGAUAUUUUAUUUUAGAUAUGUCCAGUCCUGCAUCCCUAGACAAGGACAAAUAAAAAAUGUUGACUCUACCUCCCAGGAAGGCUACAUGUAAAGCUAAACACUUCUGCUGCUUGGAAUGUGCUGUUCCGCUGCCAGACAGAUGCAGAAAAAUGAGCUGCAGAAUCCUUAGAAAAAUCGAAACAAAAGGAGAUGCAAUCUUUUUUUCAGCUGGUUUCAGGGAAACCUAUCUCAAAGUUUGAAUCAUUUAAAGAUUCGGUAAAGCAUGACAGCGUGCUCUUAAGACUCCUGAGAAGGAGGGCCCUGUGGCUCAGAUCUUGGAUGGCUGAUACAGCAUCUAAGGCAAAUCUGUGUGAACUGCCUUUUGAGAGGAACAAACUGUUCAGAUGUACACUGGAAGGCAUUAUUAAACAAAUAGAUACGGAACUACGAUGGAUAAACACCAAUAGCUGGUAGAAUGACCCUCUUAAGUUAAAGUUCAAGACCAAAAAAUAGCCACCAUAACCACCGUAUCACUGUCUGGAGUAACCACUACUUGGAGUUAAUUUUUUUCAAAAUUCCGGGUGCCUAUUGAAAUCAACCAAUGGUAUAGACAGGACUCAGUGGAAAUGGGAAUACAGGAUGUCUAAUGGAACAGAAACAAUGUAUUCAAUUUAUCCUUAAUAUGAAUGUAUCAGCUAGUCAGGUCCUUACCCACCUUAAUAAAGGUAGGAAGAAUCCAAAGCUGCUGAGAAAUUAAUCUAGUAAAGGUUCUAUAACUGAUGUAGUGUGGAACCAGUACACAUUAAAACUACAACAUGCUAUAAAAUAAAAAAAUAAAUAAAAAGAUCUCAAUCAAAUUGCUUAUAUCCCACAAGGGGUUAAAAGUCCUUAAGUCUUAUUAUAUAGUGUAGCAGACAGUAGAUCAAUAAAAAAAUUAUUUAUUAUCACAAUAAAACUGUCAAUACAACACACAUUUAUAAAAAAGACUCUAAUAAGAAAUGUACCAUAUAGUCCCAAUUCAGCAAGCAAUAGAUAUCUGGUUUACAGACCCGGGGUCCAGAGAUGGUGUUGACCAGUUGCCGGCCAGUUAGGAGUGCGUCCGGACCUCCUCGUGCUGGGAUAACACUAGAUAUUGGCCGCGUGCGUUCCACCGCAGCUCUGUAUGCGUUCCAGAAUGCUGCUUCCCAGGGAACCGAUGUGGAGAUGCCGCCUAACGCGUUUCGUGAGCGUCGAUCACUUCAUCAGAGGAUGCUCAGCAUUCUGGAAUGCAUCCAGAGCUGCAGUCACUCAUUCUUCAAAACAGAGAUUACAUGGCAAAAAUAGAUCUCAAGGACGCCUAUCUUCAUGUGCCUAUGGCCGCAAGCUCAAGAAGGUUUCUCAGGUUUUCAAUAAAAUGAGGCAAACAAACAUUUCUCUAUUUCCAGUUCAGGUCACUUCCAUUUGGCCUAUCUUCAGCUCCUUGUAUUUUCUCGAAGAUCCUUCUACCUUUAACGGCCGCACUGAGAAUAAAGGACAUUGCCAUUGUCUCUUACUUUUUGGCUGCUGAAGGCAGAAUCAAUGGAACAACUGUACAGGAAUCUUCUGCUUACCACUCCGUUUUUUGCAGGCUCACGUUUGGAUAAUAAAUUCCCCAAAAAGUUUUUUUUUUUUUUUUUUCCACCACACGUAUUCUGUUUCUUGCCAAGAAAGAAACUAAGAAGAAUAAAACAAGAGAUUUGUACUCUUUAGAAAAAAAUCGGUGUUCGGUCAGACAAGCCUCCUACAUCCACCAUCCUGGUGGUAAAGUGAUCAAGAUCAAGAUCAGACCUCUGCAAUGGGAUAUCUUGUCAAAAUUGUCCAGAUUUUCUUCUCUUUUGAAACAAGAGAUUCAAAUUUCAGACAGAGUAAAAAGUCAACUGAAUUGGUGGAUGGACUCAAGCUUCAUGAUAAUCAAUCUCUCAUUCAAGCAAAGAAAUUGGGUCACUAUAAAUACAGAUGCAUCAGUCACAGGUUGGGGUGCACAUCUGGGAUCACUUUCACCUAGGUUCCUGGUCAGGGAAUUGAAAGUUGUUUGAAAUGCCCUUCUAGCUUUUCAAUCUAGAAAUCCGAAACAAAUCAGUGUGGAUUCAGUCAGACAAUCUCACUACUGUCGCUUACCUGAACCGUCAGGGAGGUACAAAGGUAUAAAACACUCCAAAGGCUCUAUGCGCAGAGCAUGGCUUGGGCUUUAGAUAGAACUAGAGUCCAUUUCAGCAACUUACAUCAAAGGCUCAGACAACAUAGUGCCAGACCUGAGCAGCCAACACUGGACUCAGAUAGAAUGGUCCCAUUAUCCAGACACAUUCAAGAUUCUAGUCAGAAUGUUUGGACUACCAGAGAUGGAUCUUAUGGCCAACAGACUGAAUGCGAAAGUAAGACACUUUUGCUUCCAUUAUGAAACAAGAUCUCCCUCUAGUUCUGGACAGAUUUUCAAUCCCUUGGAAUUUCAAGAUGGCAUACAUCUUCCCUCCAGUAGCAUUAAUACCUGGAAUUGUACAGAAAAUCCGUGCAGACAAGGCAAGGGUGUUGGCUAUCCUCCCUUAUUGGUCGAACCGGAGCUGGUCCUUGCUCUCCAAGCUUACUGGAACCCAGACAUCCCUAUGGAAACAUUAAGAAUGUGUCGAUUGAAGGCUUGGCUGCUGCAAGGAAAAUUCUCAAGAAGCAGGGUAUUUCAGACUCCAUCUGUGAUACCCACCUUUCCUCCACUCGUAAUUCUACCACGAAGAUUAACCUCUGGAUUUGGCAAAUGUUUUUACAGUGGUGGUUAUCAAGGGAUAUUGAAGAUGAAGAUGGUUGGUCUUCCAUUCCUUGUAUCCUGGCUUUUCUUCAAUCAGGUUUCCACUGAGGCCUUAGUGUCUCAUCACUUGAAGUACAAGUUUCUGCCCUCGGUCAUUUUAUGGUAAAGGAUUUGGCGUCCAACAGGCUUUCUUCAUAGAUUCUUUAAGCCUGUUUAUCUAAAAUGUCCUCCUCGUAUUUCUUCCUUUCCCACCUGGGAUUUGUCUGUAGUAUUCAAAGUGAUGUGCAAUUCCCCUUUCGAACCUGCGCAUAGAGAUUUCUUUGAAGAUGUUGACGUUUAAAACCGCAUUCUUGGUAGCGAUUACUUAUGCAAAAAGGGUUGGGAAACUGCGAGCUAUGUCUUCUGCUCUAGAAUUUAAGAUCUUUCACCAAGACAAAGUGGUUUUACACCUCAGACCUUCGUUUCUACCUAAAGUGGUUUCUCGACUCCACUUCAACCAGCUAUUGUUCUGCCUUCCUUCUGUCAAGACCACUCUACGGAAACAGAGAAGAAUUGGCAGUGCCUACAUGUUAGAAUGGCGUUGGAAAUAUACCUCCGCAGAUCAGCCCCUUACAGGAUUUCUGACCAUCUAUUUAUUAAUUUCCAAGGUGCAUUUAAAAGCAAGAUGGCUUCCAGGGCUACAUUAGCCAGUUGGCCUAUAAAACCAGCAAUGUCUCCCUUCACUUUUCGGUCAAAGCACACUCCACCAGAGCCAUGUCUACUACCUGGGCUGAGAGGUCAUCGGCUUCUUCAGAAGAUAUCUGUAGAGCUGCUACUUGGUCCUCGCUCCACACUUUCAUAAAACAUUACAGGCAUCACAUAUUCUCCUCCUCUGAAGCCGCUUUUGGGCGAAAGGUGCUCCAAGCAGUGGCUUACUAAUUACCCGCCUAUUUGCUUUAAGGGAUCUUGCUAUAUCCCACUUGUGCAUUACUGCCACUUAUUAUAGGAAAAACAGUAAUUUUACUUACCGUAAAUACUAUUUUCCUUAGUAGAGUGGCAGUACUGCAUUCUUUCCCUCCCAUUGGAUAAUAAAUGAUAUUUUGCCGUAUUUUGAUCUCCGUAUGGUUAUUAAGAAAACUGUGGAUGGAAGGAGGUAACUGCCUUUUAUGAGCAGGAAGGCGCGAGUAUUUACAUAUUUAUAUCUUUCAGAGCUUCUUGUCCACAUAAGAGGGAACAACCGUCUUGUGCAGUACUGCCACUCUACUGAGGUUACAGUAAGUAACGUUUUUUUGUUUGGUACUAUUUUUAAAUAGUUAAAGGAGUCUUAGGGGGAAGUAUGUCAUUUAUAUGAAAAUUAAAUCACUGGGUGAAUUCACAAUUUGUUUUUUUAGACUUGAACCUAUAUAUUCUUGAGGCUUCAAAGACCAUAAGAUACUACGGGUUGUAUAUUGUUUUGGGGACAGCUAGAAAUAAUUGGUCUCUUGAAGUUAUUUCCUGUCCUGGCAACUGAGGUGGGUACAAAUAUACAGCAUGCCUGAGAUAGGUAAAUUAAACUUGUGUAGCAUUACCUAAAAGAACAAAUCUGUUUGUAUUAUAAAUCAGUACUGUCAAAGAAACUAAAAACAUAUAUAAUUCAGUAUUGAUUAGUGUUGCCAAUAUAUAUACUAAUGUGAGCUAUGGUCAAAGUGGAAAUCACUUAUAAUAGGUGUAAAAAUGUUAGCUGUGGCAAUAUAGUACAGCAUAUGCUGUAAAAAAAUUAACUUACAUAAAAUAAACCUUCAGUACAUACUAACAAGGUUCAGUUACAGUGAGUGAUUGUGGUAUAGAUCCUGUAAAAGCUGUUGAUCAUGCAUCUGUCAGUUGAUUGACUAUGGAAAACUGAAAUCUGCAGUCAUGACAUUACAUGAAAGAUUAAUGUCCUCGGGAAUUCAAAAAGCCAAACCAUAUAAUUCAGAAACAGUCAAAACAUUCUCAUGGAAGAAAAAAGUAUCCACUUACUUUUGUGUUUCCUCCUUUUGAUGUUACCAGGACAUAUUCGCUUCCACCAAAGUGGUAUCAUGGGAAAGAUUGGUCUAUUGUAUCUGUCUGAUCUGUGUUUUGUAAUCUGUCAUUUAUCUUUAGAUGUACCAGGGUGGAGUGAUGGACUUCUGCAUCAUCACAAAUGACGAAAAUGAAUGUAACUGGAUGAUGUUUGUACGGAAGGCGAGGUAAGUAGUUUACCUACUUUGAACCAUUAAAAAAAUGGUUCAACCCCAGUAAUCACUACUGAAGCAUUUAUCUGGGUGGGUAGUGCAGCAGGUGUAUGUUUAGUGUAGGUCAGUUUAAAAACAAAAAGUGAGGUUACAUAUCUUUCUUCCAGUGCCGCGCUGGUCUCUUAAUGGCUGGCCCUGCCAGUGCUCCGUCUCCUUGACUGAAAUCAUCAAGUUUGACAAACUCAGCCAAUCCAAUGUUUUCCCAUAGGGAAUUGCCGCACUGCGCCAAUCAGCAUCUCCUCAUAGAGAUGCAUUAAAUCCGUGCACCUCUUUGAGGAACAUCCAGCGUCUCAAUGCAGAACAUUGUGCAUCACUUCCACAGUUUGCAAUUUAUGUGAUAUUCUUUCUUGUAGGCAUAAACAGUGCCCAUAAAGGGCAUACUUGUUCUGGGAGGAUAAUGAGGCCUCGGACUCUAACGUUUGUCCAUAAAUGUUUAAAGUGGCCAUUUUUCAUGGCUUUGUUUUUUUCUUUCUCUUUUCGUUUUUAUUUCCUUAUGCCUCUUGUAUCUUAGUGAUUAUACUAUCCUCCUGGCCACUUGUCUUUAUUUAUUUAUAAAAUAUUUUACCAGGAAAGAUACAUUGAGAUUUCUCUCGUUUUCAAGUAUGUCCUGGGUCCACAAAUCAUUGCAUUGUUACAUUAGGGUACAACAAAAUACAAAAACAAUAUUAAUACACAAUAUAUACAAAAUUUAACAUAAAACAGGCAGGAAAUAUAUAAUCAACCAUGACACAUGCAUUCUGUUUUGAGGUAUGUAGAGAGGGAUCUCUUAAAUGACUUUAGGCUUAGGGAAGAUAUUAAAUUGUGCGGGAGGUCGUUCCACAAUUGCGGUGCUCUGUAGGAGGAGGAGGAUCGGGCUGCUUUCUUUUUGUAUUGAGGUAGACUAAGUAAAGUGCUUGUACUGGAUCGGAGCUUAUAGAAAGUGGGAACAGCUGGGGAAAGAAUUUUGUUCGGGUAGGGUGGGAGUUUCCCAGAAAAGCUCUUAAAAACAAGGCUGGAAAGAUGAAGGGUGCGUCUGGAUUCCAGCGAUAGCCAGUUUAGUUCUUUUAGCAUGUCACAAUGAUGGGUCCUGUAAUUACAUUGUAGCACAAAUCGGCAGAACGAGUUAUACAAUGUGUUGAGUUUAUUAAUGUGGGAUUGCGAUGCAGAUGCAUAUACUACAUCCCCAUAAUCAAUGAUUGGCAUCAGCAUUUGCUGUACAAUCUUUUCCUUUACUGUAGGGCUUAGGCAGGCUUUGUUUCUGUACAGGGCACCUAAUUUUGGAUAAAGUUUAGAUGCAAGCUUCUAUGUGCAGGCCAAAAGAUAGAUUGGGGUCUAAUAUCAUACCCAAGUAUUUGAUAGAGUGGACUGCGGUCAGUGUGCCAUUUGAAUUUGUUUUGAUGGAUAGGUGGGAAUUGUGUAAUUUAGGUACUAUUCCAAAGAUCAUUGUGACAGUUUUGUCAGUGUUCAGGAAGAGUUUGUUUUUUGCGAUCCACUUUUCUACCUCUGUAAACUGAUCUUGGAGCACAGCCUCAAUUUGCGGUAGAUUGGAUUUGCUCGCAUUGAUUACCGUGUCAUCUGCGUACAUGUGUACAUUUGAGGAUUGGCAGACAUUAGGCAGAUCAUUUAUAAAUAAUGUAAAUAGUAGGGGGCCGAGAAUGGAACCCUGGGGAACACCACACGUGACUGGGAGAGGGAGGGCGUCCCUGUCAGAAAUGGACACAUAUUGCGAGCGAUCCGAUACAUACGAUCGAAACCAGUUUAGAGAACGAUCACCAAUACCUGAGUUUUUGAGUUUGUGCAGUAGAAUGUCGUGGUCUACUGUGUCAAAGGCCUUAGCAAAAUCAAGGAAAAUAGCUCCAGUUAGGGCUCCUUGUUCCAUGCCAGUUUGGAUGUCAUUGCAAACUUUUAGGAGGGCAGUUGGAGUGAUUCUGGCGAAAGCCCGAUUGAUCAGGGGUCAGAUAGUUUAAUUGUUGGUAGUACUCACAAAAUUGCGUAUGGACACAUUUUUCUAAGAUUUUUGACAAUACCGGGAGCAAUGAUAUUGGACGAUAGUUAGAAACCAAAGUAGUGUCACCACUUUUAUGGAUAGGCACUACUCUUGCGUCUUCCAAAGUUUGGGUAUGUAUCCAGACACCAAGGAUUCGUUAAUUAGAGUUGACGGGUUUAGCAAUUGCCGGCGCACUGAGGUUCAACAGCAUUGCUGGGAUUUGAUCAGGUCCGGACUGGUUUUUCAUUUUUAGAUUAUUAAGAUGUUUUUUUAAUUACACUAAAAGGUACAGGUCUAUUGUAUAUUUAUGAUCUUUUCUUCCUUGUUUUGACUCCUCUGUCCAUGAUGUCUGCUGUUUGCCAUUUUGUGGGAUUGAUUUUACUGAGGGUUGUGGGUAAAUUUAGAUGCCUUGCAUAAUCUCCACCCACUGUCGGAUUGUUUUCUAUAUAUGAGGAAAUGUAGUCCCUACUUUUCCUUAUGCAUUUGAUGAAAGUUAGAGUUCUCAGGAAAAACGACAAAAGAUCCCAACACAGAGAACUACAGUUUUGGAAUAAAUAUAUUACACCUUCUUUGAAUUCUAUGGUUUUACAUAUCUUGACAUAAUAACAAUAAUCUGUUCUUUAGCAGUUCUUAAAAUUUAGGUAAAUACAACACAGUUUCAUAAUUUAUUUAACAAAAAUAAAGUCAAAAUGGAGAAGCCAUGUAAGAAAAACCAAGUACACUGCUUCCAUAGCAAUUAAGCGGCCAAGUAGAAGACGGAUGCUGCCAAUGCCCCUGAUUAAUUGACAGUCAGCAAGUGUGACCACCUCUAUAAAAGCCGAAGUUUUAGCAAUUUCCUGGUCUGGAGCGUUCUGGUGUGUGUUAACACAAUGCCAAGGAGGAAAGAUAUCAGCACUGAUCUUAGAGCAGCAUUUAUUGCAUCCCAUGAAACGGGAAGUGUUAUAGGGCCACUUCCAAACAAGUUAAAGUCCUUCAUUCUACAGUGAGAAAUAUUAUUCAAAAGUGAAAAACAUGCAAGACAGUUGCCAAUGCUCCCAGAAGUGGACUUCCCAGCAAAUUCACCCCAAGGUAAGACUGUGCAAUGCUCAGAGAAAUUGCAAAGGGUUACAUCUCAGACUCUACGGGCCUCAGUUAGCACGGUAAAUGUUAACGUUCAUUGUUCAAUUAGAAAAAGACUGAACAAGUAUGGUUUGUUUGGAAGGGUUGCCAGAAGGAAGAAUCUCCUCUCUAAAAAGAACAUGGCAGCACAGCUUAGGUUGGCAAAGUUGCAUCUGAACAAACUACAACACCUCUGGAACGUUGUCCUUUGGAGAGACAAGACCAAAGUAUAGAUGUUUGGUUCUUCCCAAACAUGGCGCUGUGUAUUAUAGCCAAACAACUCAUACCACCUGUCAAGCACAGUGGUUCAGAGGUGAUGAUUUGGGCUUGUUUUUAAGCCACAGGGCCUGGGAACCUUGCAGUCAUUGAGUCGACCAUGAACUCCUCUGUAUACCAAUGUAUUCUAGAGUCAAAUGUGAGGCCAUCUGUCCGACAGCUAAAGCUUGGCUGAAAUUGGGUCAUGCAACAGGACAGUGAUCUCAAGCACACCUACAAAUCUACAACCGAAUGGCUGAAAAAGAAAAGAAUCAAGGUGUUGCAAUGGCCCCGUCAAAGUCCAGACCUCAACUCAAUUAAAAUACUGUUGCCGGACUUUAGCUGGCUGUGCAUAAACAAAUGCCAACAAACCGCAAUUAACUGAAGCAACAUUGUAAAUAGAGUGGGACAAAAUUCCUCCACAACAUGUGACAGACUGAUAAAGUCAUAUAGAAAACAAUUUCUUAUUAAAGUUCUUGCUAUUAAGUACAAGCUGUUGAAUCAUAAGGUGAACUUCAUUUUUCACACUUGGCUUCUCCAUUUUGACUUUAAUUUGGUUAAAAAAAAUCAUUACCUCUUGUUCAUCUGACGUUGUAUUUACCUAAUUUUAAAUUCCCAUUUUUUUGAAGCUCAUCAACCACACAUCACAGCUAUAUUCCUUGGUCUUAUCCAUUGUGAUGAAUGCCUAUGUGAAUAUGGGUUAUGUGUUACCUCAUAUUUAUACCCCUGUGUAGCAGGUAGUCGAAGAAUUUUAUUAUUCCUAGUCACCCAGGUGUACUAAAAAUUUUAAAUAUCAGUUGGAAUAUACUUCAAAUAUAUUUUUCUCAUAUUAAUUUGUUGGGAUGCCAAUAAAUGUUCUACACAUAUUUAACACAUUUUAUUUGUAUUUAGUUUUUUUUAUAAACCCUAUGUUUGUAAUUGUCUGAUAUCCAUGUGAGCAGAGUAUUUUUGUGUAUUUUUGAAGAAAAAUAAGCUGGAAAAAGGUAGGUAAAAUCACCUUUUACUUCUCUCAUAGGGUGGAUAGCCACCUAAACAUCACUUUUAUAACUAUAGUGUGUUACUUUUAAGGAUGAUCGUUUCAGUCUCCGACUGGGAGAAAAAUAAUAUACAUAUUUGUGCACACUCGCCUUCUCUCACUUUUUAAUGCUGCGUCGACUGAUUACUCAUAUGCUGGGUGAAGUUUAUUGUAUCUUUAGCUGGCAUAUGUUUAGACAUGAAAUUAUAAUACUAUAUGUCAUGAAGUAAUGCUAAUUAUUUUUCCAUGCUGUGAAUACACCAAAUAUUGUAUGAGAGUGGGACAUAUUAAUGCUUACCAAUGUAGAGGAAUAAUCUUGUAAUCUGAAAGCAAGUGUAGUCGUAUGACAGUUUCAUGUUUACACUGUAAUCUCAUGUUAAGGAAACCAGAGGAACAGAAUCUUGUUGCUUACCCUCACGAUGGAAAAAUUUACUUUUGUACCUCAAAAGACAUCCAACCCCAGGAAGAGCUUCUCUUCUAUUACAGCAGGGACUAUGCCUGCCAGUUGGGUAAGAACAGUACAGCAAAUAUGACCAUGUGUGGUUUUAUAAACUCUGAUGUUUACUAGAUCCAAGAUCACUAGGUUGGUUUGGACUUAUACAGUAAAAAUAAUCUGCAUCAACUUGUAGAUAGUACUGCAUAAUGAUAUUAACCAGAAUCUAUCAAAAUCUUUUAGGCAGAUGGUUCAGUGAUAUACUGUAAGUCUAUCUUAAUUUCAUAAGAUAUUGUAAACAAACAUUGGACAAAAAUAAUUUAUUAAAGACUACAUGUUGCUGAUAUUUGAGUAAAAUGAAAACUUUAAUUCUAAGGUAAUAGGUUUGUGAAAUUGUUUUCCAAUAUCGGGACAUAUUGUGAAACCCUUUUUUUAUGUUUCAUUAAUGUGCAUAUUGGUCUCUAAAAACAUAUAUAUGAAAUGAAAUUAAAGCCGUAUGUGUGUAGGUGUACUUAAUGAAAAAUUUAGAACAUUAUGGUUCUACAAACACCUAGGAAAAAUGGAAAAAUCAACAUGCUUUUCAGUGUCUUUCAGUAGUAAAGAAGUAGUUCUAAAGUCAAUUAUGUGGAGUAUGGACCGUUUUUAGAACACCAACAAAUAAAACUUGUGCAUCUGCAGUGAUAACAUUAAUAAACCUUGGUCGCAUACAGAUACCUUUAAGAUUAUUAUUAUUAAUUACUUGAUUUUCCAUUUUAAUACUGCAUAUCUUAAGUUUUUUUUUAAUUGUUGGCUCUCAAUAAUGCAGAAUUACCAUUGUUAUAUUUACAUAUUUAUUGUUUGGCUUAUAUUUGAAGCUUUGUGCGUGGAUUUUUAUUUUGUUAGGCCUUCCAGAGCAACCAGAGCUUCUUGUGUGCCAUUGUGGAAAGGAGUACUUGUCUUAUGCAGAUUUCAAGUCUCACCUUAACAGUCACUUGAACAGCCACCUACCGAACGAGUCACUAAGCAGUGGGGCAACAAAUCCAGGACUGGCACCCAGCAGUGUACGGAAGUGGAUAUGUUCCAUGUGUUCUCGUGCUUUUUCCUCCUCAUACAAACUCAAUGUGCAUUAUAUGGGCCAUAUGGGCAUGAAACCACAUAAAUGUGAGUUCUGCAGCAAGGCGUUCAGUGAUCCCAGCAACCUGCGAACGCAUCUCCAGAUACACACAGGUGAGCUACAGACUAUGGUUUUAUAGGAGUGUCUGAGCUGUUAAAUCAACCAUAGAAGGCAUUUAGAGUAACAAUGGCACAUGAGUAAAGAUUUAUUUUGCUUCUAUUUAAGAACAAAAAAGGCAAAGAUGGCUAAGGUCUGCUCCUGCUUGAUCGCUAUAUAGGUGCAGUAGCAUUUAAAGGAGCACAAAUACUUUAAUUAUUUAGAAAUCUGAUGUCCUUUAAAAUGUAGUUUGAACCCCAGCCGUAUAUUUUAAACAUCCAUUGCUUGACUACAACUGUAUAUAACUUUCAGUAGGGUUUUGGUACCAAUAAAUGCUGGUUAAUACAAUCUGCUUCUAAAUUUACAAUUUGAUAUGAUGAGAAACAAAAAAUAUCCUUCAGAGAGAACCCGUCAUGGGUGCACUGACUUAUGCUCUAUUGAAAAAAAACACAAAAUAAUAAUCCUAUUUAAGAAUAUGGUUACUCUUUCACCUGUCAAUCUGUAUAGCAACUACAGCGCAUGUCCUCUGCUUCCUGUAAGACUCCUUGCUAGAGUAACAUAGGAAUAAAGUGAGAAAUAUCAACCUGUUUUCACACCAAUGCAAUGGCAAUGGAGCCAGCAUGUUGGUGUCAUUAGAGAAGAGGACUCUACUUGGGGAAAUGCUACCUGGAAAAACUGGGUUGGGUAUAUGGGAGUUAGGCAUAACACCCAUGGAACCAAUGUGAUGACUGGGCUGGAUAGAAGGGUAAUAGUUUUUUAUAUCAGAAUUAUUGGUGCCUUAAUGCACAUAUGCAAGAUGGAAGGUCUCAUGGUAAUGCAUAAAUAGUCACCAGUUCUGGAAAAGUAAGGUGCGGAUAAGAUGGCAGCACCAUAGGAAACAUGUAUUAUCUCUGCAUGUUUUAUUGGUGGGUAUAUGAUAAAACUGCUUGCAAAAGCUGCAGAACAUAGAAACAUAGAAUGUGAUGGCAGAUAAGAACCAUUCGGCCCAUCUAGUCUGCCCAAUUUUCUAAAUCCUUUCAUUAGUCCCAUGUCUUAUCUUAUAGCUAGGAUAGCCUUAUGCCUAUCUCACACAUGCUUCAACUCCUUCACUGUGUUAACCUCUACCACUUCAGCUAGAAGGCUAUUCCAUGCAUCCACUACUCUCUCAGUAAAGUAAUUCUCCCUGAUAUUGUUUUUAAACCUUUGCCCUUCUAAUUUAAGACCUCUUGUUGUGGUAGUUUUUCUUUUAAAUAUUGUCUCCUCCUUUAUGUAUUUAAAUGUUUCUAUCAUAUUCCCCCAUCUCGUCUUUCCUCCAAGAUAUACAUGUUAAGAUCCUUUUAACCUUUCCUGGUAAGUUUUAUCCUGCAAUCCAAGAUGCAUUGUCUUGCACUUAUCCACAUUAAAUGUCAGCUGCCACAACUCUGACCAUUUUUCUAGUUUACCUAAAUCAUUUGCCGUUUGGCAUAUCCCUGCUGGAAAAUCAACCCUGUUACAUAUCUUAGUAUCAUCAGCAAAAAGACAUACUUUGCCAUCAAGACCUUCUGCAAUAUCACUAAUAAAAUAUUAAAAAGAAUGGGUACAAGUACAGAUACCUGAGGUACCCCACUGGCUUUGAAUAUACUCCAUUGACUACAACCUUCUAUUGCCUGUCACUCAGCCACUGCCUUACCCAUUCAACAAUAUUGGAAUCCAAACUUUAAGUUUGCAGUUUAUUGAUAAGCCUUCUAUGUGCAAUAGUGUCAAAAGCCCUACUGAAAUCUAGGUAAGCAAUGUCUACUACACCAACCUGAUCUAUUAUUUUAGUUACCCAAUCAAAAAAAAUCAAUGUUUAGUGUGGCAUGAUCUCCCUGAAGUAAACCCAUGUUGUCUCUGAUCUUGAAAUCCAUGUGAUUUUAGAUGUUCAACAAUCCUAUCCUUUAACAUAGUUUCCAUUACUUUCCCCACUACUGAAGUAAGGCUUACUGGCCUAUAGUUCCCCGACUCCUCCCUAUUACCUUUCUUGUGAAUGGGCACACCAUUCGCUAACUUCCAAUCUUCUGGGACUACUCCUGUUGGCAAUGAUUGGUUAAAUAAAUCUAUUAAUGGUUUUGCUCGUACACCAGUAAGCUUUUUUAAUAACUUUGCACGUAUUUCAUCAGGCCCCAUUGACUUAUUUUUCUUUACUUUUGACAGUUGAAAUAGAACCUCUUCCUCUGUAAACUCACAUGUAACAAAUGAGUAUUUUUUCCUUUUUCCCCAACUGAGACACCUUUCCUUCAUUUUCAUAUGUAAAUACUGAACAAAAAUAUUAAUUGAGGCAGUCAGCCUUUAUCCUCCUCUGUCUGCAACCUUUGCUGGAACUGUGAUCGCUAACUGUUCUACUGAGAAUAGGAGGAAUGCAGAUACAUGCUAACUUAGCGUGCCUACCACUUCAGUUAGAUCUGUUGUGCGUUCUGCAAAAGUAGCUGAUAUGUUUAAAGACCCAUAAAGCACUUCAGCAAGCUUAUGUGUCUAGGAUGCUGGUUUAUGAAAAGUAUAUUUCCCUAUCUAUUCUCUCCUCCGCCACCUUCACACAAGUGAACUUGUCGCCUUGUGGAGUCUUUGCAAGAAUUUCAAAGAUCUCAAAAUGCUGCUUUAAUGCAUUGCAUUUAAUAAAAUGAGUGAUUAAAAUCUACACUUGAGUGUCUGAACCGGUAGCUCUUAUCACCUGUAUAUCUUUGUUGAACAGGACAGAAAAAUUACCGCUGUGGUUUAUGUGACAAGUCAUUUACACAAAAAGCUCAUUUGAUGUCCCAUAUGGUGGUGCACAUGGGAGAGCGUAAUCUGAAGUGUGAAUUUUGUGAUAAGAUGUUUAUGAGAAGGCAUGAUCUGAAGCAGCACAUACUUACACACACUGGGUGCGUAUUGAGCAGUCUUGCAGAACUGGUUUGUAGAAAUCCAAGUGAGUGUUGGCAGCAAUUAUGCAUUUUCUUCUUAAAAUGUAAAACUGCGUUGGAAGGAAAUGAAAAUAAGAAGCUUGCUGUUUGUGUGAUUUAUUUAUAGAUUAUACAGGACAUUGUGGUAAGAGAUGAUGUAUAUUUUUUUCUUUUCAUUUCUAUGUCCCUUCCCCCUCGCUACUUCAUUGAAUUUUCUCUAGCAUCCAUUUAUCAUUUAGAAGUGUCAUAUACCCAUCAGAUAUCAUAUGAUCAUAAAAAUGUAAAAAAAUCCUCAACGUAUUUUACUGCAUAUUUUAUGCUUAACAGAAAAUCUCUUUUCCCCUAUAACAGAGAGCGACAGUUUAUAUGCCCUAAGUGUGAUAAACGCUUUGGCAGAACAAACCAUCUCAAGAAGCAUUUGAAUUCCCAUGAAGGGAAGAGAGACUUUGUCUGUGAAAAAUGCUCCAAGGCCUUUCUCACCAAAUAUCACCUCACUCGACACUUGAAAAUAUGCAAGGGGCCAAGCAAUGUUCCUCUCACACCUGAUCCAGAGGAGGAGGACAACGACUCUGAAGAUGAAGACUUACAGAGUCCAGAAGGUCAUGCAUUUAAAACAGACGAGCAUCUCUCGGUACAUACGUGACAGGAGCAAUGUGUGCUUAGUUCUAUUUAUCUUAUUUAUUCGUUUCGCUGGUGAGAUUCUACUUUCUCUUAAAAGUAGCAGAAUUUAAGCUGCUGCUUCUGCCUUGUGCAGAAUAAAAUAGCCCAUGGAUUUCAGAUAUAAAUUUUAUCAUGACUGACAUCUUCUUUAUGAAAUGUAUCCUAGACACUGUGUAUAUACUAAACUAUAUAUACAAUAAAGGAAUUGAAUGUAUGUCUGCUUUUUACAAAACACAUCUUAAAGGGUGCCCAGCCAUCUACAGAGGUUAGGAAAAACAUGCAAAAACAAAACCUCACUGUUUUUAUAUUUUAAAGGAUAUCUGUUGUGACCUUUUUCUUGUGUUCUAUUGAAAGCGUAUACAAUUUCAUAUAUACAUUUGCUAGCAAAUGUAAAGAUUGGGAGGAAAACCUAUUUAAAAUUGUUUUUCUCCCAGCUCUCAGUCAAUGGUGAGGGAGACACUCAAUGCUGAAGCAUUGACAGACAAGGCAGAGCAGAAAAGAUUUCCACAAAAGAUUAUUUUGCACUCCCCAAGUAUAGCAACCGCAGUGCAUGGACUACAGUUGUUAUGGAAACUAAGCUGGC
Molecule: messenger RNA, 28361 nt
Organism: Pelobates cultripes (western spadefoot toad)
Lineage: Eukaryota; Metazoa; Chordata; Amphibia; Anura; Pelobatidae
Source: the annotation of a GenBank genome assembly